Molecule: messenger RNA, 2023 nt
Organism: Populus trichocarpa (black cottonwood)
Lineage: Eukaryota; Viridiplantae; Streptophyta; Magnoliopsida; Malpighiales; Salicaceae
Product: E3 ubiquitin-protein ligase At3g02290
Exons: 6
Coding region: 1028-1717 (229 amino acids)
Molecular function (GO): ubiquitin-protein transferase activity
Source: RefSeq, a predicted model, not a curated record
CGACAGCACCGAAACGAGUAUAGAAAAACAAUCGAUCCAGCUACCUUCUUUUGACUCUCAACUAUCCUUGUCUUCCGGAUGGUCAUGAAUGCUCUGAAGACAUCUGUGAAGUGGCAUUUCUUCUUCUCCAACAAACUCUGUACGGAUGUGUCUCACUGGGCUACGGAGGGCUCUUCGACUUCUUCAACUAUUAUCAAGCUGAGCAGUCUUUCUCAUGCCGGACCCUAGAAACGCACCUAAUUCCACGCUAUAAUGGAGGGCGAGUUUUUUUUUUAUCUAUUGAAAACAAAUAUUGAGCUACUCAUUCAACUAAUCUAAUCUCACCGACAUUUAGCCUCUGUUAAUCCUGUUUAAAAAGUAUCUAUCCAUUUGUUUUCCCUUUAAUUUGAUUCACUGCAAUUUUUAAAAGUAAAUAAUGAUAUCUUGUUAAUUAUUAAAUAAAAUAAAAAAUAGAAAAAUCUCCCCUCCCUGUCCCUGCCAUUAGCUCCCAAAACACAAAAUCAUCGUAAGAAAGAAACAAGACAUAUUUUCCUCUCCUUUUUCUCCUUGUGGACUGCAGAGGUCGUUGGCGCUGUGGCGUACUUUAUAGAUUUUCUUUUCCUUUUGGGGUUGCUGCUGCAGAUCUUUCUCUUCACUUGUACUGAAGGAAUUAUAGUUCAUAGCAACUCACGAAACAAGAGUUUCAUCAAAUCCCCCCUUUCAAAGCUUCAAUGAUAGACAAAGAGAGCAUUCGUUUUUUUAGUUUAGAUGACCAUGACACUGCUCCUGGUUUCAGAGGAAUUUCAUGCCCGCUAUCACUUUCUGGAAAUGGUGUUAUCAGGCAUAUCUCCAUCUGCACUUGUUUGCCAUUUCCAAAUGCAUAACUAUGUGAACCGACUGCCCUUGAGAUUCUUGAGAAUUGACUUCACUGCUGACUAGUGUUAUUUGCCAUUCUGGUUCGCUGAAGAUAUAGCAUCCUUGAUUCCUAGCUUGUUGCUUCCUAGUUGUCAACAGCCAAUUUUUUGGGUUUUAUUUUUUAAGCACAAAGAUGGGUGCCUUCUGCUGCUGUCCAUGCAGUGAUGAACAUGAAGAACAUGCUUACUCGGGCAAUUCAAUAUACAGGCACUGCGUUUGCCUAAGAUUCCUUUUCCACCAGUUACGCAGUGGGUAUGGUACAGUGUUUCACAGACUUGAAGGUAGGACUGUCUCGCCAACCCAAGAAGGUACUUCUUUGGCAUCAACUGGAGUUGGCACAGGAUUACCAGAUGGUUCUGAAAAUGACACUCAACUCUCGUCAUCCAGGCCACUCCCUUAUGAUACUGAUCAGAGGUAUGCUCGUUUGCAGCGUUAUGGUUUAGUCUCUAGGAAGUCGAUGACUCACUUCCAAGAAGAAUCACAACCACUGAGAAGAAAUAUGAGCAGUUCUGCUGUGGAAUCAUUGGGCUUUGGAAGAAGAAGAAACGGGAUUGAUUCUGAAGAUGACAAUAAACUUGGCUAUUCAGAGUUGUCAGACAAAUCUUUGGCAACAAAAGUUGCAUACAGGCUAACUUAUGCGCAACCAUCUUCUGAAGAUGAAGAUGCCUGCCCUACCUGUCUUGAUGAGUACACCCCAGAAAAUCCUAAAAUUACAACUCGAUGCUCUCACCAUUUUCACCUUGGCUGCAUUUAUGAAUGGUUGGAAAGAAGUGAAAGUUGUCCAAUAUGUGGCAAGGAAAUGGAGUUUUGUGAAAGCCCUUAAGUUGGUGUGCAUCAGAUUCACCGUCAAUGGAGGAAGAGCUGGCUGGAGUGUAAAUAAAAGCUCCCCGAGCUUUAUGUAAAAGAGGCUUGCAUAGAUUUCUCAAAAGAAAAAAAGAAGGUUUUUGCAUAAAACAAUUUUUCAUUUUCUCUACUUACACUACCUUGUAAUUUCCUACUGUACUUGAUUGUCAAAUGCUCGUUGCUUUUCGUGUAUAUUCUACUGAUCAGUGUAUAGCUUGUAUAAACUGAUUCAUAAACAUUAUGCCGAUUCAUACAAGGCACAGCCUAAGUACUGCUGAUAUUAUUA